CUACAUUUCCCACAAGACAAAGGAGCGUGUCCGCAACCGUAGGGGGCACUGGGAUUGAUAGGGAUGUUUCCAUCAUGGCGGCAUCCAUUUCAGGCUACACUUUUAGUUCUGUGUGCUAUCACAGCGCCAACAGCAACUCGGAUCAUGAAGGCUUCCUAUUGGGGGAUGUGAGGCAGGAGGAGACCAUCAGCAUCAGUGAUGCACAAAUUAGCAGUUUGGAGGUGCUGCAGGUUGUAGAAAUUCAUAACCAUGACCCUUGUGCACAGUUGUUUAGCUUUUAUGACUACGCGGGUAAAGUCAGUUGGGAAAAUCUCAACAGCAUUCUUAAAGAUAGGCGAAAAAACGUCAUUGGUUGGUACCGGUUUCGGAGGAACACGCAGCAGCAGAUGUCGUUCAGAGAACAGAUCAUCCAUAAACAGCUCACCCGGUUGCUCGGUGUGCCCGACCUCGUCUUCCUUCUUUUCAGCUUCAUCUCUACUGCCAACAGCUCCACACACGCAAUGGAGUAUGUGCUCUUCAGACCAAACCAAAGUAGGUACAAUCAGAGGAUUACACUCACGAUCCCAAAUCUUGGCAACACAAGCCAGCAGGAAUACAAACUCUCCACAGUACCUAACACCUCACACAGCUAUGCCAAGGUCAUCAAAGAGCAUGGGGCUGAGUUCUUUGACAAAGAUGGUGUAAUGAAGGAUAUCCGAACAAUAUUCCAAGUCUACAGUGCACUGCAGGAUAAAGUCCAGGCUGUUUGUGGAGAGGUAGAGCAAAGCGAACGUGUGAGAGAAAAACAUCAAGACGAGGUGAACAAACUUAAACAACAGAUUGCUCUCAGGAAGCGCAUGACUGCUGAGCUUGAAAGACGGCUCCGUGAGGAAUCCCAUUCCCUAUGUGAAGAGAACACAGAACCCUGCCAGGCUUCCCCUCUUUCCAGAAUAACGUUUGAUGCUCCCUCUGCCCCAGAGCGACCCAGUACCUCACCAAACCCCCCAUCCUAUACUGACCUCUUAUCCCAAGAUGACAAUCUGCUCUCCUCCUCUUCCCCACCAACCAGUGCUGCUCUGUUGCCUCGGCCCCAAGCUGUGGGCUCACCAGGGCACCCAACACUGGUCCCUGUGCAGACGGACCUGGGACUCGGCCUCAGGCCAAGCAUGGGCUUUGGGGCCAGUUUGAGUCCUGUUAGCACUCCCAGUACCCCGUACCUUGGCAACGGUGAUGGAUCAAGCUCCGAUUCUUUAGACAGACAAGCUGCUGGGCAGGAAGACGAUGACGAUGAUGAAGACGAUGAUGAAGACGAUGCCGACGAGGACAGUAGUGAAUAUGAGAACUUAGUGAGUGAAGGAUCUCAUUUGCCUCUGGUCUCAGUCCGCGUUUUAGCUCAAGGCCGACCAGCCUCCCUCAGCCCUGAAGGGGACGCCCGUGGCUCACCAAUGACAUAGAAACGACCAUAGGAUGUGUGAAGGACACGAAUAAGCGACACACCUUUUAAAGGUGGGCAUCUGAAGCAAUCAAAGAUAAGCAAAUGUAGACAAAAGAAGUGCCAGUCCUGAAAGAGAAAGACAUGCCAGGUGAUUUCCCACCCUGUAAUUCAACAUUUUUGGGGAAUCCUUGCAAGGCUUUGCAAAUAUGUCUCACUUGGGUAAAACUUGUCUGUUUUUAUAUUUUUGAGGCCGUUUAAGGUACUUAAAUGUGGACCUGUCUGAGUUCCGAGUCAGAUGUGGAUUAAACAAAGCAAUUAGCCAGCUGGUUGGCAAACUUGCUUUUGAUAAAAGAGCCCUACACUCUGAUUAUGUUUGUUUUCUGCAUCUUUUUGUGUUGCAUUUGCAUCACCAAUUUGAAGCGCUGUUUCUUGCAUUACUUCUUGCACAACUUAUUUUUUGUUCUUAUUUUUUUCCUUUCAAGCUAUCCCUUUAAGAAAGUAAAAAGGGACAUUUUUUUCUACUGCCCUUAAACAAUUUUAAACAAAGGCAAUUGAUUACUGACUUAUUGGACUCUGUCUUCCACAGUGUCUAAUGAUUUAAAUCAAAACAGUUGCCCCUGUUUAAAUGAAUAGAUUACAAGACAAAUUUACUCUGCCACUUCCACUAUGGGUGCUUUAUAACCGUUUUAAUUUAUUUAUAUAUAUAUAUAUAUAGAUAUAUAUAUAUAAUAUGUCACAUUAACAGUUGCUCUAAUUUGAUUGGGAUUAUUGGUGUCUUGUUUCUAGGAUUAUUUGUAUGUGCUUUGCUGCACUGAAAACUUAAAAUUUCUUCUCUGUUUUGCUUUAUCAAUGCUGACAUUUUGUGCCAGUUGUCCCUUUUAAACACCUAGAGCCGAUUAAGACUUACCAUUCUUUUCUUUUCUUUUGCAUUGUACAGGGUUCAUGGGGCAAGCACGGUGUACUGUAGCUUUACUAGCUACAGCUUAGCUUUACUCUGCAACACAGAGAGCUACUAUUAAAAGUUGCAUCUGUCUGUUUUUUGUUUCAUAUAAAAACCUGGCUGCUACCUUCAUUUUUUACCAUGCUGGUUGUCUCAAUACUACUGACCGGGCUUCUAUAACCACUUCCAACACACUUUAUCACUGAUGUGUCUCUAUUAAAGCUGUAAUGGAAGGUCUCUGUAGUGUGUGAAUCAUAACCAUGAGUAACGGAGAACAAUGUCUUGCCUUCUUGUCUUUGCAUAGUUAACAGCAGCGCUAAUGUAUUCCCACCUGCUUGGGCCGGCGUUUCGUGUGUGGACCUUGAUAAUGUGAUUUGUUUUUGUUUUUUUUAAACCAUCAAGACCCUGCUUUAGUAUACAGUGCCUUCCACUCAGGACAGCUUUUGUGUCUGCACUUGGAACCAAGAUUUCAGCAGAGCAAUGAAAGUAGAUAAACAUCUUAUGUCUUUUCCAUCAAAGGCUUCCAGUUUUGUUUUUUACUUCAAGGUACUGCAUCUAUUUUCUUCACUGCCUGAAUGUUUUCGAUCAAAUAGGCAUGGGCCAGUAUAAGUAUACAAAUGUAAAGCACGAUCUAAAUUUAUUUAUUAAAAAACAAAAAAGCAAUGACAAUUUGUACUGAUACUAAAAAAAUCUCAACACGUUGACUGUUCCGUGUACAAUAACGUUCCUGAUCACCUCUGUUAUUUUGAUAUUUAUACAUAGACUUAAGCAAAAUAAAUCAUGACUCAACACUCACUUAAUAUAGUAGCAGUUUUUAAGUAAAUGUAGUUAUUUCACAGAAAAUUGUCCUUUGCAAGGGGAAACCUUCUUUCAGGAAGCUGGCCACCACUGCGCAGCAAGAAGUUGGGGAGAGGCCGACCUGAGCUCUUUUAUGCCCUACACUGCGGAACAAAACUUCAGUACGUUGUCAGGCCUCCCCUUAAAAGGACUUUUUGUUUGCUGUUUUUAAACCUUAGUAUAAGGUAUGAAAUUCUCAAGGUACGAUAACAUUUACAAAAAAAUGAAAAAGACAGACCGGGCAAAUAUUGAGAUAGCACUGUUUCCACUCUGAAUGUUUAUCGCAGCUAGGAAUAUUUACAGAUACUUUGUGUCUUGAAAGUGAUUGAAAUGUGUUGUUGCCUCUUUUUCAGCCAGCUGACUGGCAGCUAGAUGUUGCUCUCAUCUCCACUGGGGCACAGAAAACUGCAGCCCAGUCUGGGACAUUUUUGAGCAUCGUAUUAAGAAAGACUAAACUAGGAAUGGUAUAAUGUAAAAUAUUUGCUUUGGUAUACCUCGAUACAGGUAACUGGCCCAUGCCUAUUGUCUACCUGAAACUACUUCCUGAGUUUGGUUUGUUACCUACUUGUUGAAACUGGAAAAGCAGCCAAGUCCAAUGAACUGAAAAGCCUGCAAGGAAAAGUUGAUGCGUGAAGGACUGACGUGCAGAGGAAUGCUUUUGCAGAUGACGCCAGCUGGAGUGGUGGUUACCUGGGUUGUGGAGCACCUUCUUUGCAUGAACUGGUGAAUUCUAGACAUUGUUAAAUUUAGCAUGGACUCAUGUUUGCACUGCACCAGAUGUAUUUUGUGGUGGGGAGAGGCUUUGUCUUGUGAACAAGCUUGGCUUUUCUUAGAUAAACUGUUUGUCAUUUUUUGCUUUCACUUGCCCUGAUGUGUAAUACCAGUGCAUUACUGACCAGGAACUGGCACUCAAAUGUUGCAUAAUGACCUAGAGUAACAAUCGUGCAAAGAAAAAUCAAAUAACUGAGUUUUUGAGGAGUGUGAUUUCCUUGGAAUACUGAAAUGAGGAAAUGAAUAAUGAAUGUAUAUUAGACAGUAGUGGGUAACAUAUAAACAGCACUUACUGUACUGUAAAACCUUGUCUCAGAUGAGUGAUUUGAUGGUAUAGAGCAACAUUUCACAGAGAUGGUCCUCUUGUAAUCUUUCUUCUCAACACCCGUUGAAAACGUUUGGUGGGGUUUGGCUGGGGUGAAAACUUGCAGGGCUUUAGUACAGAGGAUUUAACAUAUGUGAGAAUCUACAUUGUUUAGAUUAAUAGGUUUUCAAGUUGCAGCAUUAUCCAAAUGUAUACUCGCGUACUCUCACUGUAUGGGGUGACCUUUUGCCUCCAUUGAGUAACAUAAUCACCUCCUUAAAGCACAAAGUCCAGUGCAAACACCUUAGAUCUUCUGGAAUUUUAUCUGGAUUUAUGUACAUGAUGAACGUUGACCACAGACGUGUUUGGUUAAGCAUAGAGAACAAGGUGGUCAAACUGAGGGACAAUAAAUAAGACAUUCAUAUGUGA
This is a messenger RNA of Girardinichthys multiradiatus, 4695 nucleotides long. RefSeq names its product abraxas 2, BRISC complex subunit (gene abraxas2). The transcript has 9 exons. Gene Ontology annotation, molecular function: polyubiquitin modification-dependent protein binding; microtubule binding. The record is from RefSeq and is a predicted model, not a curated record. Gene Ontology annotation, cellular component: nucleus. Lineage: Eukaryota; Metazoa; Chordata; Actinopteri; Cyprinodontiformes; Goodeidae. Gene Ontology annotation, biological process: attachment of spindle microtubules to kinetochore; protein K63-linked deubiquitination; mitotic spindle assembly. The coding region runs from base 75 to 1433 and encodes 452 amino acids.